Molecule: messenger RNA, 1488 nt
Organism: Halichondria panicea
Lineage: Eukaryota; Metazoa; Porifera; Demospongiae; Suberitida; Halichondriidae
Exons: 6
Coding region: 193-1239 (348 amino acids)
Source: RefSeq, a predicted model, not a curated record
GACAGCCCUGAUACAUGUACUACUUCCGUCAAUAUACUCAUCGAUGACCCCCAGCCCAAGGUACUCCCUAGCUGCUAGCUGCUAUUGAACAGGUCUCCAUCUUGACAGAGUCAGAAGCGCACUCAGUCCCUCCAGCUGCACGCUCUCCCUGCCACCAAGUCCACACACAAAUCUCACCACCAGUAUCCAACGAUGGCAAUGAGGUGGCUAGUUCUGGCUUGCUUAGUGUCGCUGACAAUAGCACAAACCACCAUGGAACCGGCACCAUCCAUGGCACUAACCCCGGCACCAACCCCGACGCCAACCCCGUUACCAACCACGGCACCAACCACCAUGGCAGCAACCACCAUGGAAGCAACCACCAUGGAAGCAACCACCAUGGAAGCAACCACCAUGGAAGCAACCACUGAAAUGUCUACAGAAUCGCCCAUCGUGGUUGCCGAACAGAACUUAACUGUGGGAGUGAGAUAUAACCGGUCCCAGGCCGAAGGUAUCAGAGCCGAGCAUUUCUUUUGCCCUGCCCAAGGUAAACUUGUGGUGGAAGACGUGAUAGGGACUGAUAGCGGGAGGACAGUGAACGUGUGGUCCUUGUUCCUUCAAUACCCCGUCCUAGCGUACCUGGACAGUGUGAAGAAGCAAGCUCUCGUUGGACAGAUUGUUGCACUCAUCAACCUAGGUGGACUGCAGCCACCCAUCACCACCGCUAAUAUCUGCAUAGGCCGUGUCUAUCAUUAUGAUGUCUCGCUCUACACCGAAUCUGUUCUGAUCAACUUCUACUUCAGGGAUAGCACUGAUCCAACUGGUCCAGCUAGACAGAUUCCGAUUCCUUCGAUUAAUGCAGCAUUUACAGCAGGAGUUAGUACUACUCCUAACAACAUUAUCAGACAGUUCCAGGAUCGAAAUGCCAUCAUCAUUAGUAACAACACGUAUGGAAUGAUCGAUCAGAACGUGCAUCCUGGAGCCUUUAGACGUGAUGGAAGUAGAUUUACCGUUGAAGAUGACCCCGUUCUCAAUGCUAUCAUUCUAGGAUACUGGCCUCGACAAUACAGUUUGGAUGACUUCAUUACAGACCGGGCAAUCAACGAGUCUAUCACGAUGAGAUUCGCGGAAAACCCUAAUCCUGUGUUCUAUGGUCUGACAGGUGGCGAUAUUGUGUUCAUCGUCAUAGCAACCCUGCUCUGUUCAUUGUUGGCCUUCCUUAUGGUGUUUGGAUUCUGUAUCCAACCAUUCUUCAUGUAAUGACAAAUUUUCAACUCAAGAAGUUUUAGCUGUAAAACAAGAUGUUAUUUUGUGGUAGAACUUGCCCAGUGACUGUUUUUUGUGUAGAAGGAGCAACUGUGAUAUUUUUUUAAUGUGGAUUUACGAAAGUGUCGUUUCUCAAAAAAUAUAUUAAUUUUGUGCAUUACAUAAUUAUAAUAAUUGCAUUUUAAGUGUAUAGUCUUGUUGUUAUUGCUGUUCGUGACAAAUAAAAAUAAUUAUUAUUGUUGA